Messenger RNA from Megachile rotundata (alfalfa leafcutting bee), 1208 nucleotides. It is a transcript of the gene sea, whose product is annotated as mitochondrial citrate transporter scheggia. Gene Ontology annotation, molecular function: citrate secondary active transmembrane transporter activity. NCBI's taxonomy places the organism in Eukaryota, Metazoa, Arthropoda, Insecta, Hymenoptera, Megachilidae. The record is from RefSeq and is a predicted model, not a curated record. Gene Ontology annotation, biological process: mitochondrial citrate transmembrane transport. Gene Ontology annotation, cellular component: mitochondrion.
UCAAUUCUCAAUCUAUGAGAAAAAGAAAUUUCAGGAGAAGGGGAACUUGCUACGCGCAUCGAAACGUAUAGAUAUUAAUCGACUCAGUCUAGAUACAACGUUUAACGGGUAAAGACUACCGGCAGAUAGAAACGAAGUUAAAAGAUGGAUAUUAGUUCCUUAAUGCGCAAGCCGUUGCAACAAUCAAGUACAAUUUCGACAUUCCGUAAUAAUCCUUUUCCUUCUAGACCCUGGCUUAUUGAUAAUGGAGCUGCAGCAGCUGCCGGUAGUAGCGGUGCCAAAGGAAUUAUAGCUGGGGGUAUUACUGGUGGUAUAGAGAUAUGUAUUACAUAUCCAACCGAAUAUGUGAAAACACACCUACAGCUUGAUGGAAAAGCUGGAGCUGGUAAAGAAUAUUCAGGAAUAUGGGACUGUGUAACAAAAACUAUAAAAAGUCGAGGAUUUUUUGGCCUAUAUAGAGGUCUUUCAGUGUUACUUUAUGGUUCCAUACCAAAAUCAGCUGUACGUUUUGGUUCCUUUGAGACAAUAAAGGGUGUACUAGUGGAUGCAAAUGGAAAUCUUACUAGUCAAACGAGUUUCAUAGCAGGAUUAUGUGCUGGAGCAAGUGAAGCUAUAUUUGUUGUUACUCCCAUGGAAACUAUUAAAGUAAAAUUUAUUAAUGAUCAAAGAUCUGCUAAUCCGAAAUACAGAGGAUUCUUUCAUGGAGUGACAAUGAUCACUAAAGAACAUGGUCUUAGAGGUAUAUAUCAGGGAUUAACACCUACUAUUUUAAAACAAGGAACAAAUCAAGCAAUGAGAUUUUGUGUUAUGGAGACAUUGAAAGAUUGGUACAGAGGUGGAGAUAAAAAUGUACCCAUACCAAAAUUAAUUGUUGGUGCAUUUGGUGCAUGUGCUGGGGCAGUAUCAGUUUUUGGAAAUACCCCUAUUGAUGUUAUAAAGACUCGAAUGCAGGGCUUAGAAGCCUCAAAGUACAAAAAUAGUGUAGACUGUAUGAUUCAAAUAUGGAAGAAUGAAGGCCCAACUGCAUUUUAUAAAGGAACCAUUCCAAGAUUAAGUAGAGUAUGCCUAGACGUUGGUAUAACAUUCAUGAUUUAUGAUUCCUUCAUGGAAAUAUUUAACAGAAUUUGGCCUUGAAAGUUACUUUUGUAACUAUAUUAUUUAAAAAUAUCAAUGCAUGUGUAGCUUUCAUAAUUUAAUAGUUAUAUUUG